AUGCUUAAUACAAAUUUUAAUGCUUUUUUUGUACCCCAUCAACUUAUUUAUCCCUAUGGAUAUCAAUAUUUGAUUUUGCCAUAAUCAUUCCCUGUUCAAAAUUAACAGCAUUACUAUACUUAGACUUAAAUUUAAGAAAAUAAAUCAUCUAUUGAACCUAAUCAUUCUAUAGAAGUUGUAUAGUACAAAACCUAUUCGGAAACCGAAAGCAAACUUGACUCAACAAGCAAUCAUGAAGAAAUUAAAGAGAUACAUGUUCAGACAAAGUUAAAAAAGAAUAAUCUCUUAAAAAAAUCACAAAAGCCUAAUUAUUUGGUGAAAUCUACCAAUAUCUAAAAAAAUUAUGCAAAAGCAAUUGUAUCUUUUGCAUGUAGAUAAAGAAAUCUAAUUUACUAGAUUUUGGGAGAAAUAAGAGCACAAGAGUUUCUGAAAUUAAUGAACCGAUUGAGAAACAAACUAAGGAAUAUAGCCCACAUCACUAGAUAUACUCAUCAAGAGGACUUUUUGAAGAUGUUUAGGAUUUUAGGGUAUAUUGAUUUUAAUAACGACUUUAGUAAUAACUUUUUGAGAAAAGACUCUGUAUGCUAUAUUUAUAAUUCUAAAAUCCAGUAGAAGAGUUGUCAUGUGGCUAAUAAGACUAUAGUUAAGAAUUCUCUACUCAAGUAUUGA
Molecule: messenger RNA, 669 nt
Organism: Paramecium pentaurelia
Lineage: Eukaryota; Ciliophora; Oligohymenophorea; Peniculida; Parameciidae
Source: the annotation of a GenBank genome assembly